AUGAAGUUCAACAGAUUCGCUUCGUUCACCUUCUUCUUAUCCGCGUCAAUUGCGAGCGCGUUCUCUAACAACAUCCAACUCAGAGAUGAGGUCGCUAUUCGAGACAAGCCAUAUGCCUACAGCCCUGGCCAAAAUGUUCGAAACGAAGAACGCGAAUAUACUUCCGCCCCCAGGCUAGCCGUCCGAAGCAAAUACAACGUGGAAAGCCUUGCAGGGCGUGGGGCAUACCGACACGUUCUACCAGGGGCGAGAGAGUCCCGUAUCUCCCGGCGCUAUGCCAACGAACGACGCAGCCAGCGCAGCCGCCUUGCCCGCCGCGACGUCAUCUCCGAUGCUAAGAAGGAAGCGUUAAGUUAUCUUCAGGCCAUCAAUACAGGGAACCUGUCUGGAAGCUGGGGCAGCAAUUGGGCUGACCUGCACGGUGACAAUAAGUCUUCGGCUGGCGGCAAGUUCGUUUGCCAGGUACGCAAAGUUGGAGAUAAAUACGAGGCCCGCGUGCGGGCGCACACCAAGUUUGGCCAAUUCAAAGAAGGGUACAUCUUUGGCGAGACGACCGUCGAUGGGUGUAUAAAGGAUAACAAGCCCAGCGCACCCUCUUUCGGUCGUGCUGUCCACUUCUUGAGGACGCAUUUUGGUGGUCCCGCCAAGCCAGCUUGCCGCUAG
Molecule: messenger RNA, 663 nt
Organism: Clonostachys solani
Lineage: Eukaryota; Fungi; Ascomycota; Sordariomycetes; Hypocreales; Bionectriaceae
Source: the annotation of a GenBank genome assembly